ACCACUUAGGAGUAAAGUUGUCCUGGCGCCGGUUCUCUCUAACCAAUCGGCAUAAAGAUGUCAGGGAAAAGGAUCCGCCUAUCCCGCGCAAUAUGGCGGAAAAUUCAAACCCCGUGCAAGGCUGUUCAGUGGCAUGCCUCUCUUCAGAGUCUGAGCUUCAAGAUUUAUGCCGGCUUGAUCAUGGAUUUUCACAAUUUCCCUUCAAGUGCACAAAUUUUCUCCUACCUGGCUGUUCAGUGGCGUGCCUUUCUUCAGAGUCUGAACUUCAAGAUUUAUGCCGGCUUGAUCGAGUCUGCUGUGCAGCUCUUGGUGUCAAUCGUAAGAAUAUAAGUAAUUUUGAAGUGGAGUAUCUGUGUGACUACAAGAGAGUGCAGGAUGAGGAGCGGUACCUGGUCAAAUGGAAGGGAUACCCAGAGUCUGACUGCUCAUGGGAGCCACGCCAUCACCUCAAAUGCUUCAACAUUCUCAAACGCUUCCAUCGGGACAUAGAAUUGGAGCUUCUGCGGCGGGCACGUGCUGGAGGAGGCUCUACAAACAAGAAAUCAAUUGCACGGCUUCCACGCAGGUUGGAACCAAGUCUUGCUCACCAUUUGGUGCUGAAAGCCAAACAGCGAAAACGCCUAAGGCAGUGGGAGCGACACCUGAAUGCCAAGAGCCCCCAGCCUGGCCUCAUCUUGGUGGAAAACGAAGUGGACCUGGAGGGGCCUCCUCGGGACUUCAAGUACAUUAAUGAAUACAAAGUGGGGGAGGGUGUAACUGUUAACAAGGUGACAUUUGGCUGCAAGUGCCGGGACUGUUUUUCAGAUGAGAAUGGCUGUUGUCCAGGAGCCUUUCAGCACAAAUUUGCUUACAAUGAUGAGGGGCAAGUUAAACUGAAAGCUGGCUAUCCAAUUUAUGAGUGCAAUGCCAGUUGCCGUUGUGGACCUUCCUGUCCCAAUCGUGUGGUGCAAAAGGGUAUCCAGUACAAAUUACAAAUCUUCAGGACGCCUAAUGGGAGGGGCUGGGGUGUGCGCACCAUGGAGAAAAUUCGCAAGAACAGCUUUGUUAUGGAGUAUGUAGGGGAGAUUAUAACUUCUGAUGAAGCUGAACGCAGGGGACAAAUUUAUGACCGUCAGGGGGCAACUUACCUUUUUGACUUGGAUUAUGUGGAAGAUGUGUACACUGUAGAUGCAGCACAUUAUGGAAACAUCUCACAUUUUGUCAACCACAGUUGUAAGCCUAAUCUGCAAGUGUAUAACGUCUUUAUUGAUAACAUGGAUGAGCGGUUACCUCGCAUUGCAUUCUUUGCCACACGCACAAUCCGUACAGGAGAAGAGCUUACUUUUGAUUAUAACAUGCAAGUUGACCCAGUGGAUGUGGAGAGCACAAAGAUGGAUUCUAACUUUGGCUUGGCUGGCCUUACUACCUCGCCUAAAAAGAGACUGAGAGUGGAAUGCAAAUGUAGUGAGAACAGCUGUCGGAAAUACCUUUUCUAAGACAUAGUUGUCCCACCUGCACACACAAUCGGCUUUGAACUGGAUAUAUCAUCUGAGCCCCAGAUUUGCCGAUCUAACCACCCAUCCCUUAUGAAAUAUUGGUGCUAAAUUUUGUUUUUAAUUCUUGCUAGUGGGUCAUUUCAUACACUUUAUUUUUUAUGCUCUAUGCCUGGUUACUCCCCCCCCCCCCCCCCCCAUUUCCUCAAUAGUUUGUAAUGAAAGUGUUAACUGUAAUUAUUACGAUUUUAAAAAUGACACAUUUUAACGUAAACCUUUUAAAACUGAUUUAGCUUACAAUUCUUGUGAUAUAUUAAUGGAGUUUGUUUCAGAUUGCAGUCUAACAUUUGAGCAUUGCUUUCGACAUAGGACAUAUGCAAUUAUUUUAAACCUAUAUAGGAAUCGUAAGUAAGAAAUAUUUGCAAAAUCAUAAACUCUUUCUUUUACCCUGUUAUAACAUAGUCUUACCUUUUUAAACCAUACACCAGUAAUGUGUUACAGUUAACCUAUUUGUUAAAUAGCAAUUUUUUAAUGUUUCCCCUUUUUAGCAGAUGAGUGACAGGCUAGGGUUUUUACUGACCCAUAGCAUUAUUUUACUUGAAAUUUCUGCCUCUGUGAUUUCAUUACUUCAUGAAAUGUUUACCUAUUGCUGUUGAACAGCCUGGGCCAACAGUCAACCGUGCUGUGUGCAUGUAUAUGAUGUCCAGGGGAAUAUGGACUAUGCAGUUUUGUCUGAUUCCUCUUAAUGAUCAAUUGGAUUUUGAGUACUGUUAUGGGAUUUCAUUAUGUUUGUCCUUUUUGUGUUUGAUCUUCUGUAAAUACAUUGUUCUAUAAAAUGGUCAA
Bombina bombina (fire-bellied toad) is the source of this 2315-nucleotide messenger RNA. It is a transcript of the gene SUV39H1, whose product is annotated as SUV39H1 histone lysine methyltransferase. NCBI's taxonomy places the organism in Eukaryota, Metazoa, Chordata, Amphibia, Anura, Bombinatoridae. The transcript has 6 exons. The coding region runs from base 93 to 1475 and encodes 460 amino acids. Gene Ontology annotation, cellular component: nucleus. Gene Ontology annotation, molecular function: histone H3K9 methyltransferase activity; protein binding; zinc ion binding. The record is from RefSeq and is a predicted model, not a curated record.